AUGUCGGUACCUUCCCUGGCCGUGGUCCUUCUCGUGGCAGCAGUGGCUUCGGCAUAUCCAGGAUCAAGCCAUGCAGUCUGCAACAGUCAGAGUUCCCUGACUCUCAUCUACCAGAACAAUCUGAACGCCUCGGAUGAUUCAAACCAUGUCAGCGCUAUCAUCUUGGAUCCCAUGCCCGCACGCAACGCGCAGACCGCCUGUGGGGCAAUCAACGAGUCACUCUUGACCCAAGCCACCAUUCAGAAUUACACUACAGACUUCACCGACACGCUGGCGUACCUUGAUUACACAUACGGGACUGGACCGGCCUACUUGGUCGACAAUGCCGUCGUUACAUUGCAAGACCAGAGUCUCUCAUAUGCCGCUAGCAAUUCGGCUCAACGAAACCUCCCAGUCCUUUGUACUCAGUCUGACCGAGAAACUCAGCCACCGAAUUCGACUGCUAGCGCAUCAAACCUUGUGACAGUAGCCGCCGCUGGGAACACCUACAUAGGCUACCAUAACCAGAAGUCAUUCCGGUUUGCCGGUAUUCGUUACGCAAACACACCCGAGCGAUUUGAGUAUUCCAAGGUCUAUUCCGGUACCGGUGAGACCAUUAAUGCCACCGCAUACGGCUCGCAAUGCUUGCAAGGCGGCGGAGGAAGCGAGGAUUGUCUAUUUCUGAAUAUCCAGACACCGUACAUUCCGAAGGCCGGAUCAAGCAAUAACCUUAGACCGGUAUACUUCUGGAUCCAUGGCGGAGGCUUCACCGGUGGCACCGGUGCUGAUCCGGGCACUGAUGGCGGCAAUUUGGCUUCCAGAGAGGAUAUCGUGGUUGUAACCAUCAAUUAUCGCCUUUCCACGCUCGGUUUCCUUGCCAUCCCAGAUUCUCCCAUCAAAGGCAACUAUGGUAUCGGCGACCAGAUCAAUGCUCUGAAGUGGACUGUAGCCAACAUCGCCAAGUUUGGCGGUGAUCCCAAGAGAAUCACCAUCGCUGGCAGCUCUGCCGGCGCAGGCUCUGUGCGCACCUUGCUGGGAAGUCCCCCCGCCAUUGGCCUCUUUCAAGGCGCACAAGCUGAUUCCAACCUGGGUGGCGGCGUCGAUCUCGGGCUUGACGGCAACUACGGAACCACCUACUCAUCCUACCUCACAAUCAACGAGUCCUAUACCCGCGGAGGGUUCCCAGUCCUCAACGCGACCAAUUGCACCUCCGGCAGCACCACCCAACAAAUCGCAUGCCUCCGCACCGCCAACGCAACCACUCUCAUCUCCGGCAACGACAUCCCCCGCUACGUCGUGCAAGACGGCACCAUCGUCACCACCCCCAAACUCGACGUCACCGCCCGCAACGGCACCUCCGCAUACGUGCCCAUCAUGUUCGGCGUCGCCGCCAACGACGGCGCCUCCUUCUCCACCCUCUCCCCCACCCCCGUCGCCAACCUCUCCGAAGGCCUGCAAACCGGCCUCUCCAUCAACGCCAGCGCCGCCGACGCCAUCAUCGCCUCCGGCCUCUUCCCCUUUUACUCGUCCGGAAACCUCACCCUCGACGCCUUCAACGUCACCCAACGCGUCGCCACCGACAACACCUUCCGCUGCAUCGACCAGGCCACCGUCUACGCCGGCGCCGUCACCCACACCUUCCCCGCCACCUACUACUACCAGUUCGAGCGCAGCAUCGACGGCUACAACCCCAACAACCUCUCCCCGGAGCUGAUUCAGGGCCCGCGCUCCCCCAACUAUCCCAACGGAAACCCGCACGCCCCCUACUUCAAGUUGCACGGCAGCACGGGCGACUGGAUCUUUGGCAAUUUCUACGGCCGGCCCUUGCGCGACGAGACGGAUCUGUGGAGCUUGCAGUUGACGAGUGGGUAUUUUGCCGAGUUUGUGAGGAGUGGGCAGCCGAAUAUGAGGGAGGAAGCGUUGCGGGUGAGGGGCGCGGCGUAUGCGAAGACGCUGGAGGCGGUGAGGACGCAGGGCUCAUGGGGAGCUGUGCAGGGGGAGGCAGGGCCGGUGAGGUUUCUGGACUGGCCGGCCAGGUCGGGCGGGUUUGUGGAUGUGGAGCAGUGUAGGUGGUUGAACUAUAGUUUGAGUUAUUAUGUUGAUGGGGGGAGCUGA
Cyphellophora europaea CBS 101466 is the source of this 2094-nucleotide messenger RNA. RefSeq lists its product as uncharacterized. The record is from RefSeq and is a predicted model, not a curated record. The transcript has a single exon. Lineage: Eukaryota; Fungi; Ascomycota; Eurotiomycetes; Chaetothyriales; Cyphellophoraceae. The coding region runs from base 1 to 2094 and encodes 697 amino acids.